Molecule: messenger RNA, 963 nt
Organism: Epithele typhae
Lineage: Eukaryota; Fungi; Basidiomycota; Agaricomycetes; Polyporales; Epitheliaceae
Product: alpha/beta-hydrolase
Exons: 4
Coding region: 1-963 (320 amino acids)
Biological process (GO): lipid metabolic process
Source: RefSeq, a predicted model, not a curated record
AUGCCUCGCCUCUUCCAGUCAUUCCUCUCCCUCGCCGCCCUCGCCGCCCUCGCGCGCGCGGCGCCCGCCCCGCUCUUCGGCAUCAACUUCAGCUCCGGCGACGAGAGCGACGACGCGACCGCCCCGUUCUCCCAGGACGACAUCGUGAGCACCCUCACCCGGCCCGCCGAGUUCGCGCGCGCCGUCUACUGCUCGACCGGCAUCGCGGACCUCUCCUGCGGCGGCCCGUGCGACGCCCUCGGCGCGAACGUCAAGAUCCUCGCGAACGGCGGCGACGGCGCCUCGACGCCCUUCUUCCUCGUCGCGUCGGACUCGGACGCGCAGACGAUCUUCGUCGCGCACCAGGGCACCGAGGCGAAGCAGGUGCUCUCGGUCGCGAACGACGUCAAGUUCGUGCAGAAGGACGCGAACGCGACGCUCUUCCCGCAGGCCUCCGCCGACGUGCAGCUCCACGACGGCUUCCAGGAGGCGCAGGGCCGCACCGCGGACGCCGUGCUCGCCGCCGUCACCCAGGCGCUCGCCGACACCGGCUUCAAGAGCGUGAUGGUCACCGGGCACUCGCUCGGCGCCGCGAUCGCGACGCUCGACGCCGCGAUGCUCAAGAUGGCCGUGCCGGACGACGUCGCGGUCGACUCGGUCGUGUUCGGGCUGCCGCGCGUCGGGAACCAGGCGUGGGCGGACCUCUUCGACUCGCUGUUCCCCACCUUCGCGCACGUCACGAACCAGAACGACCCGGUCCCGAACGUGCCGCCCCACGCGCUCGCGUUCCAGCACCCGUCCGGGGAGCUGCACAUCACCGCCGUCGACGCGGCCUCGGGCGACGCGACGGUGGUCGAGUGCCCGGGCCAGGAGAACGAGAACUGCUCCGCGGGCAACUCGCUCCUCGACACCUCCAUCCCGAACCACCUCGGCCCGUACUUCUCCGGCAUCUCCUUCGGCGGGAAGCAGUGCCCGAAGAACUGA